Acanthochromis polyacanthus (spiny chromis) is the source of this 2915-nucleotide messenger RNA. RefSeq names its product G-protein coupled receptor 84-like. The transcript has a single exon. Bases 1 to 1227 code for a protein of 408 amino acids. Gene Ontology annotation, molecular function: urotensin II receptor activity. Gene Ontology annotation, biological process: neuropeptide signaling pathway. The record is from RefSeq and is a predicted model, not a curated record. Gene Ontology annotation, cellular component: membrane. Lineage: Eukaryota; Metazoa; Chordata; Actinopteri; Pomacentridae.
AUGCUGACGAAUCACACAAACCACACAGAGGGCGACAUCUUCUCCUGCUACAGUACUUCAGUCGUAGUCUACCGCUACUUUGCUGUGCUGUGGGGAUGUGCUGUAACCAUCACUGGCACGGUAGGGAACCUGAUGACCAUUCUGGCCUUCACCUUAGACUCACGUCUGAAGACUCGCUUCAAUGUACUCAUUGUGAACCUGGCUGUAGCUGAUUUCCUGUACUGCACCAUCCUGCAGCCCAUCUCUGUUGAUUCCUACCUACAUCUCCGAUGGCGUGCUGGUCAGCUCUGGUGCAGGAUCUUCGGUCUGCUCCUCUCCAUGUCCAACUGUGUGUCUAUUUUUACCCUCUGCCUGAUAGCAGUGAGCAGAUACCUCCUGGUUGCGAAAAGGGCCGUGUUUGACCGUGUGUUUUCUAACCAUGGUCUUGUUUUACUCGUAAUCUCAUCCUGGGCAUUCGGCCUGGCCUGCUUUGGUCCACUCUGGCAGGUCUAUACGUUCUUGCCACAAGUGUGCGUAUGCAGCUUCCAUCAGACCAGAGGUCGGCCCUACACCACCAUCCUGAUGUUGUUCUGCUUUUUUGUGGGUUUGGGAAGCAUUGGUGCUUUCUACCUGCUCAUUUACAGACGAGUGUUGGUUGCAUCACAGGCUCUGCUCCGCUACAGAAUCAGCCGACGAUCAUCCAGAAGGAAACCAGCGUCUUCAGCUCAAGGCACCGAUGACAGUGGUGUGGAAAGUGGUGUGGUAAAGACAUGCACCUCUGAGAUGAGCAGCCAGGCAGAUCUGGCUCAAAGCAGGGACGUAACUUGUGAAAAGUCUGACCUUUCUACACAGAGGUCUAUCAAGGAGGCGGAGCAUCACGCUGACAUUGACCCCAUACCAUCUUCAAUCACCCCCGCUGCCACAAAUACAGCAUCCACGUUUCAUUCCACAGCCUCAGGAGACGAUAAGGAAAUAAAGCAAGUGACACGGAUGUGCUUUACUGUUUUUAUGUGUUUUGUGAUCUGCUUUGUGCCCUUCCUGUUGCUUCACAUAUCAGACAAACAAAACCGUGCCCCAAAUGUACUGCAAAUGCUCUGCACCAACCUCACAUGGCUCAACAGCUGCAUCAACCCUGUGCUCUAUGCUGUCAUGAACCGACAGUUUCGACAGGCCUACCGUGUGCUGCUCACCAGGGCUGCUGCACCUUUUACCUGCUUCUGUGCCUGGUGCACAAUUCACACUUCCUGAAACUUAAAGACAUGUUUGUAGAUAUUGCCUGGUGCACAAUUCACACUUCCUGAAACUUAAAGACAUGUUUGUAGAUAUGAUUUCCAAAUACAAUUACAAGGGUACUUCAAAAAGUUUUCAACCAAGGGGUGUAACUCCUAUUUUGGGGCAUAAUGUGUGACGUUUGAAGCAAAGCACAAAAGAGAAAAAGAUUUUGAGCUGUGUGCAGUUGAUCCAGGACAAUGCAGCCAUCAAAGUUAAAGGAGAAACAUAAUGCAAGAACAGUCUUUCUCCUGAGACGUUUUCUGGUGAGGUCAGGAACGUUUUGAUGUAUCCUUUUUUGUAAUACAGCUUGCAUUCAACCACAAAAGGCAGGAAGGAGGCACAAAUGAGAAGAAGGAACUUGACUUGUGUAAUUGUAUGAAGCACAUAUGUAAAUUUCAUCAAGAUUAUUUUGAUUAAAAAGAAUAAUAAACAGCACAAUGAAUAUAAAUAGGAACUCAGCUAUGCACAUGAGAGCUUUCAAAAUGCUAAUUUUACAUCUCUUUUUCAAUCAAUCAUUUUAGAUGCCAUAUCAUUGAAAAAAAACAUCUGUUUCUUACUUCCAGGACCACUGUGAAGUCAUGAGAUGUACAAUGUCAGCAGUCUCGAAACAACUUCUCCUUUUCUUACCCCAGUAGUUUAUAUUAGUUUGUAGUCACUACAGCUUCAGUACCACACAAAGUUCAACUCAGUAGUCAUCAGUACUCAACCACUGCAGUCUGCAACUCCCUCUGCUGGUCGACUCCUUGUUUUAUUGUCUCAGUAGUAGCAAGUUCAGUCUUUAUGCUGUGCUAGUUGGAAACAGAAGGAAUUGGGUAAUACAAGAAACUGCAUCAUAUCAGCUCUGUGCAUUGACCUCAUAACCAGUUAUUUUAUUGCUUCUCCUAACUUGUGUCCUUGAUGACCAAAUUCUGGCUUUUUAGUCUACGUCUCAGUUUACUUCUAAUAGUUUAUCCAGUAGGGAACUUAGAAUCUCAAAAAGGACUUAACUGUGGAAUGCGCUGCCCUUUUUAAUAAAGCACAGACUAAGGUCGCAAAUUUCACUUGAUCUUUAAAUUAUCUACUGUGACAAUGCUGCUUCUUUGAACAAGUAUCACACAAGCAGCAUUACUGAAUCAGACCAACUGAAUGUAAAAAGGAACUCUUUCGCCUGUCAUUUAGACAACUGUCAUUGUCACUUUUUAAGGGCGGUUAGCCAUUUUAUUUUGACAAUUUUGAUAUAUUUAUUUUCUUACCGUUGAUAUUUUGACCACUGUUGCUGACACAAUUUUAUGUUUAAUUUAAAAUUCUGUUCAUCACUUUUAAAGCAGUACUUGCCCACCAUGUGUCUGUGGAGAUUAGAAUUGUGGAUGUUGCUCUGCUUGUCACGUUCAGAUUCUAAUAAAAGGUGAUGCAUGAUUGUGGUUAGAGCUCCAGAUGGUGGAAUAUUUUACUCACUGCAAUCAUACAAGCUACGUCUGCAAAGUUCUUCAAAUACAUUAAAACAUAAUUUUUGUUAUGUUACAUUACUUGUUUACUAUGUUUCAUAUCCACUUAAAGUCAAUGUUCAACUUUUCUAAUUGUCUGUUUGAGCCUUCUGUUGUUAUUUGCAUUUGCCUAUAUUAUUAAUCAACAAUGUUUUUUCUUUUGCACCUUGCAAACGGUCUACACAGAUAAAGUGUAUUAUU